UUUUCUUCAGAUAUCUACAAUACGUAUCCCCCCCUCUCUCCCUCUCUGUCUCUUACUCUCUCUCUCUCUCUCUCUCUCUAAAGAUAUGGAUAAGAAACCAUGCAAAUCUAUAGAUGUUGAAGUGAGGAAAGGACCAUGGACUAUGGAAGAGGAUCUUAUUCUCAUGAACUACAUUGCUAAUCAUGGAGAAGGCGUUUGGAAUUCUCUAGCUCGAUCUGCAGGGCUGAAGCGCACCGGCAAAAGCUGUCGUCUCCGGUGGCUUAAUUAUCUCCGGCCGGAUGUUCGACGGGGAAACAUUACGCCGGAGGAGCAGCUUCUGAUUAUGGAGCUGCAUGCUAAGUGGGGAAACAGGUGGUCAAAAAUCGCAAAACAUCUGCCUGGAAGAACAGAUAACGAGAUAAAGAAUUAUUGGAGGACUCGAAUUCAGAAGCACAUCAAACAAGCAGAGAACUGUACAGGUCAAACCGCAGAAAACUCCAACGAUCAAGCUAGCACUAGCCAAGUCUCCAGUUCCUGCCCUGCGGAUCAUACAGUCGAAUCCUACUCUCCACCUUCCUUCACCGGCAAUAAUAUGGAGCCCUUUCAUGGCCCUUUUCCGACCGAAUCAAAUGAAAACCUUUGGAGUAUGGAGGAUCUUUGGUCCCUACAGUUACUCAACGGGGACUGAGUUCAUCCCCGUUGACUAACUGCCCUGCAACGGGGCCCGCUAUCACCUCCGUAUAUAAACUAGUUAAAUUUCCUCCCUAGUACUACUGCCUUCAAUUUUAUAUAGUUUUUCAGUUAAGGGUCCACGUGUAAUAUGGAGUUACAUGUAUUUAUAUAAUAUAAUAUAAUAUAAUAUAAUAUAUAAAGGACGAGGAACGGUUACAUAUGUUGUACAUUAAAGUAUGAUGGGAUUUGGUGAGUAAAGGGUUUUUCCUUUUCAA
Molecule: messenger RNA, 926 nt
Organism: Salvia miltiorrhiza (redroot sage)
Lineage: Eukaryota; Viridiplantae; Streptophyta; Magnoliopsida; Lamiales; Lamiaceae
Product: MYB-like transcription factor EOBII
Exons: 3
Coding region: 86-667 (193 amino acids)
Biological process (GO): regulation of DNA-templated transcription
Cellular component (GO): nucleus
Molecular function (GO): sequence-specific DNA binding; DNA-binding transcription factor activity
Source: RefSeq, a predicted model, not a curated record